AAAUAACAAUGAUGAAAAAAACCACCUAGCGGCAAAAGUUUGAACAUUUUAUAUUCUGCACGUCGGUCCCUUCCAAAAAAGGGUUUGUGUGCGUCAUUGUUCUAGUUCCAUAAUUGGACACCACCCAAUGUCAGAGCUUGAAUUUUUGCCGAGUCACAUUAUUCAGCACCCUCAUUGCGAGUUUAAAAAAUUUGCGGUCACGAGGGUGUUUACCCGUUUUUUCAACGUCAUUGGACGGUUAGAAGCAAACUUGCAGCGGCACACAGUUUACGUCGUUACUGUUUCUUUACACUAUAAGGAAAGCCGCUUUUCUAUGUUCAGAGCCUGGAAAGCAACCCAUGCCAUAAUCAGGCCACGAGCCUCUUCCGCCAUUGCGCAUCAAUCCAUCAAUAAACCAUGGCUCAUGUUGGAAGCCAAGCAUAUGCCUUUGACACAAAGGGCGCUAAGCACCGCUGUGCCGAAUUCACCCAACUUUAGUCGUGUGAAUCCUUCCUUGGAUGUACUGACCUCGAAACAUGCCGUUUACGAAGCUUUGGAUGCAUUCAAAGGAACCAACAAUGCUCGAUUAGCCGUCAAUCUUGUCAAGAAAGCCCAGGAACAGCAGUUGACCACACCGGAAACGUAUCAUAAAUUAUUGCAAGUAGUGAAUUCGCCCGAUUUGGAUGUAGAUGCAAGUGCGACGGUGGCGCGAUGGUUCUACGAUACCAAAACAUCCCCGCUGCCGACGGACAUACGCCAUAAUUUGGAUGUGUGGAAAGAUUUAUUCAAAUUAGGAUUCCGUUUGAGUUCGAUGCACCGACGGGAGGAUUUGCAGGCAUUGGUGACCUCAUUUUUGUCAACGUUUGAAAUGACCCUCGUCACCGAUCAGUUGGCAUGGGAAUUGCUGUUCAGGUCGUAUGGAAUUCUGCAUCAGGCGCAUAAUCUUGAUAUGUGGAUGGACAAAAUCAUGCAUCAUCAGUUCCUGACCGAUUCACUUGAUAUGACGUCGUUGAAAAGGAGUGCCAUUCUCGCUUACGCGGCUUGCGGAUCCACUUCCAAGGGGGAAACCCUUAUGGACAGUCUCGAGCAAACGACGACGGCCUUACCACAGGAAUUCUGGGAAAAGCUCAUUGAAAAUUGUGCCUAUCGCGGUGACAUCCGUACGACGAGCAAGUAUAUUCGUCAAUGCCAACAAUUGUUCCCUGAUUACAAGCAAGACACCAUGCCGAUGAUGGCGCACAAAGUCGCUUUGGAACAGUUGCAUAAUUCACUGGCCAAAUCACGCGGGGUUCGGGGGUUGCCUCUAAAGACAGGCCACAAUCCCCGUUUGGAUGCAUUGCAUGAAUCGUGGGCGGCCUUGACCGAGAAUAGACAGCAUUGGGAUGUCGUCCAAUGCACCAUUGCCGUGGAUUAUUUGAGACUGGCCAACCGUAUUGAUCCUCAAAACUUCCCCAUGUCCAAAGCACGCGACAUUAUCGACAAGUUCAUGCCUGCUCACGGCCUUAAACCGGACGCUUGGAUUUACGAGACCCUAUUACGUGGAUACGCCACCACGCGUGAGUACUCGUCCAACCACAACGAACGAUUGGAGAAAUCGCUGCAAGUGAUGGACGAGAUGCAAAAGCACGGAUACGAUAUCAGCACGCAAAACAUCUUCCAUCUAUUGUUCCUGGCUUGUAUCCCUCACCGGUAUAACCGCUAUCCCUUUGACUAUUUCCUGUUGGCGUCGAUGUUACCACCUUCGCCCGCUCACCUUCCCUUGGAUCCUCGACUAUUCGAAAUCGAAAAGAUCAUGCUCAAAGCGCAAAUUCGUCACACACGCAUGUCCAUCAAGACGUUGUUGACGUGUCUCGGGGCCUCGGGUCAAUACAAAGCCAUGUGGAAUCGAUGGCGACUGAUCAAAUUGUCGGGUAUGCGUCGUGAUUUGGAAUUGUAUCGUCACGUUUUUGCUUUGGCUUCCCUGGACAGUCAGCAAGCCAACUACGCGUUGGCCGUGAUCAAGAACGAGCUGGCUCGUGAACAUCGCAAAGAAAAAAUCACAUGGAAUACGUAUUGUGCCAUGCUCGAUUGUGCGGUGGCCGCUCAACUGCCGUCGGAAGCCAAGCAGAUUAUGACGGCGAUGCGCGAACCGGGACUGGUUCGACGUUACGACCAGCGACCGAAAUUGGACACAGCUGAAUACUACCUACCGUUGGUACGUGCGUGCAGCGCCAUUGAAGGGUUGCAGUCGGACGCUGGCAAGUUGUUGGAUGAAAUGAAGCAGAAGCAAGUACCUUACAAUCAAGGCAUCUGGGUGUGUGUGAUGACGCAUGCUGCGGUGAACAAGGCCGACCGAGAGGAGAUUCAGACCAUCUUUAACCGAUACACCAUGGAACGGUUUGAACGUUCAGGCAAAAUUCCUAUUCCUGUACGUGAAUUAUCUCCCGUGGUACCGUUCCCGUCGGCUCCUUACAACACUGGCGACGUUCAAAUGAUGAAUAUGUACAUGGGAUCUUUGCUGGAUUCACAGGACGUGUCUUUAAUAUUAGACGUACUGGAGGUGAUCAAGGAACAAGCUCCUGAUCUGAAAUUAUCGCCCGUCAUUGUCCAAGGUGUCCUGGAUUUGGCCCGACGGGAAAAGAGCCCUGUCAAUCUUGACUGGUUAACCAAAUCCAACCAUGUAGCAUAAAUUUAUCAAUCCCAAAAACAGAAUGUCGCUCUUUUUUUUUUUCUUUUUCUUUGUAAUUUUUCUUUCUUUCUUCUUUUUAUUCCACUUGCACUCUUUUUCUUGAUACAAUAAUACAUUGGCACACUGACUG
Molecule: messenger RNA, 2777 nt
Organism: Radiomyces spectabilis
Lineage: Eukaryota; Fungi; Mucoromycota; Mucoromycetes; Mucorales; Radiomycetaceae
Exons: 3
Coding region: 128-2647 (839 amino acids)
Molecular function (GO): protein binding
Source: RefSeq, a predicted model, not a curated record